Molecule: messenger RNA, 1030 nt
Organism: Rhipicephalus sanguineus (brown dog tick)
Lineage: Eukaryota; Metazoa; Arthropoda; Arachnida; Ixodida; Ixodidae
Product: 3-oxoacyl-[acyl-carrier-protein] reductase FabG
Exons: 9
Coding region: 83-862 (259 amino acids)
Molecular function (GO): oxidoreductase activity
Source: RefSeq, a predicted model, not a curated record
CAGAAACACUUGCGUUCUCGCGUCGUGCUCGCGUCACUACUCCAUUCACUUUCACGCAACUGAGGUGACAGCGAGUGCGAUCAUGGCCAGGCUAGACGGCAAAGUUACUCUCAUCACAGGCGCCUCAUCGGGCAUUGGGCAGGCGACUGCGGUGUACUUUGCAUCCCUGGGCAGCUGGCUUGUGCUGAACGGCCGCAGGAAAGAUGCCCUGGACAAAGUUGCCCAGCUGUGCCACGACAAAGGAGUCCCAAAGGAGAAGGUCCUGGUGGUUGUGGGGGAUGUCUGCAAGGAAGACGACGUUGCUGCCAUCGUGAACGAGACACUGAAACACUUUGGCAAGAUCGACAUUCUCGUGAACAGUGCUGGCAUUCUCAAGAACGGCACCACGGAGAACACGCCACUGUCGGUCUACGACGAGAUAAUGAAUGUCAACCUCCGCAGCAUCUUCUACAUGAUGCAGCUCGCCAUCCCACAUCUCAAGAAGACCAAGGGGACCAUCGUGAACGUCUCCAGUGUAACUGGACUACGAGCUUUUCCCAAUGUUGUUGCCUACAACAUAAGCAAGGCUGGUCUGGACCAACUGACACGCACCGCUGCUCUCGAGUUGGCUGCUGAUGGUGUCCGGGUAAACGCAGUGAACCCUGGUGUCAUUGUCACAGAGGUGCACAAGCGAGGUGGCAUGACGGACGCCCAGUAUGCGCAGUUCCUGGAGCACUGCAAAACCACCCAUGCCUUGGGUCGUGUGGGCACGGCUGAGGAGGUGGCACGUUCCAUUGCCUUCCUGGCCUCGGAUGAUUCCUCGUUCAUCACUGGCCAGACGCUUGCCAUCGAUGGAGGGCGCAGCGUCAUGUGCCCACGAUAGGCCUUCCCUCGUCACUGCCAAAUGCACAGACCUCAGCCCUCCCGUGAAUUGGUCUCUUCAAGGUAGUGCUCAAGAAUAUACGAUGGUGGCAGCGAGCACCUGUUAUCCCAGUGUCAACUUCAGCUUCUAUUCGUACAGUUUCUGAAUAAAUAACUAUUUUGUGAACAA